This is a messenger RNA of Notolabrus celidotus (New Zealand spotty), 1400 nucleotides long. It is a transcript of the gene mixl1, whose product is annotated as Mix paired-like homeobox. The record is from RefSeq and is a predicted model, not a curated record. NCBI's taxonomy places the organism in Eukaryota, Metazoa, Chordata, Actinopteri, Labriformes, Labridae. Gene Ontology annotation, biological process: regulation of transcription by RNA polymerase II; endoderm development; hematopoietic progenitor cell differentiation. The coding region runs from base 203 to 1219 and encodes 338 amino acids. The transcript is spliced from 4 exons. Gene Ontology annotation, molecular function: DNA-binding transcription activator activity, RNA polymerase II-specific; RNA polymerase II cis-regulatory region sequence-specific DNA binding.
CCCAGGUGUGAGGCCUUCACACCUCGCGCGGCCUGCAGACGUCUGAAGUAGAUGCACGGCUGCUGCAGUGCCAGCCGGCUCUGAUGGUCGCCCCAUUCACACGUACAGACUGCUUACACCUUUGAUCGCGAGGGGAUUUAACCCCAGCAAGGGGCACGGGUCUCAAACUCAGUCAUUCUGUGGAGAUACACCAGUGAGGAUCAUGUCUUCUGUUCAUGGGAAUAUGCGCGUCGCGGAGCUGAAUCCUUUCCAGAUGUAUCACGAUGGAGCUUUGCAGAUGAGCAACAUGGGGAACUCAGACUAUACAGCGUCAGAUGUUACAAACUUCUUCAGCCCUGUGAACUCAGUACCGAGGGCUGAUAAAUGCGUGGCGAUCCUGACCCACAGGAGGAAGAGGACCAACUUCACCCAGCAGCAGAUAGAGGUGCUGGAGAAGGUUUACUCUGACACCAAAUAUCCUGACAUCUACCUGCGAGAGAGGCUGGAGGCUCUGACCGGGCUGCCGGAGUCCAGAAUUCAGGUGUGGUUUCAGAACAGAAGGGCAAAAUCUCGCAGACAAGUUGGCUCAUCAGUUUCCAUGAAGGUGGCUAGCACGCCUGCAGCAGGACCCUUCAGUCAAAUCCAGACCAGGAUGGGCCAAGAGAAAGUUUUUGACAACCAUGCAGCAGAGGCACACAGGAGAGGUGGGUUUGGGCUGGAGGGUAGUUUCAGACCCACAAUGCACCAAAACACAGAAGAUAAUCACAGAACCAGUGUACCUACUAAACCUACCACCAGCAGCUACGAGCACACACCCCUGUCUUGCAUCUUCGAUAAAGAGGGAACCAGAGUGAAGCCUGAGCAGAUGCAACAACACGAGCUGAGUGUGAACGUGCCAUGCUGUAACGUGCACCUCUAUCCCAAAGACAAUCAAAGUCAACACACCAACAUAACUAGCAACCAGGGUCCCAAGGUUCUGGUGGAUUAUGACAAUUUCCCUCCAAACAAGACCAUCGGACCGGAGAUGAAAGUUGUCAUCCCUCCUAUUCCCACCCAGAAUAACUUCAGCAGGUCGUCACCAAAGGAGAACGGAUGUCAAAUUCGGUAUCCAUGUGUGAGGAGCGGAGGGGACAGGUUCGAUCACUUCUCCCCGAUUAACGGCACCGAGGCGCAGGACUUCACUGACUCAGACUCUGACUGGGAGAACGAGGCCAUGGCUGGUUUUGGAGGCUUUAUGUGAGGACUCACGAGAGGUGAUAUAAAAACAGAUACAUGUGCUGUGAGAGGUAGCUGUUUGUGUAAAGUCAUUUAAUUGUAUUUAUUGUAAAAUAGUAAUAAAAGUGUAAAAAAUGUUGUAAAAACAAAAGAGAAACCCUGAUUGGUUUAAUCUGUAAAUAAAGACUAAGAGGUAGAAGACCAAA